AUGGACCCUUUAGCACAUCUGGUUCUCUAUGGAUUCAGCCUGAUGAUUUCAGGUAAAGUGGAAGCAGCACUGGACCUCAUACUGAUCAACUCAUUCCCUCUGGUGGGCAACUCAGAGACAUCACUCAUCUGUAUCACUUCCAAGUGGCGCUCCCGUGAGUCCAUCACAAUUGACCGGGACCACGAGGAUGUGACAAACCAGCACCGAGAGCCGCUGGACGUGAGUGAAGACUCAAAGAGAGCCACAGCCAAAAUGGUGGUGUGGAAAAGGGAACAGGCCAGCGAGACUAUUGGAGCAUACUACUGUGAAGGGAAGCUCAAGGAUGAGGUGACGAGGAUACACACCAUGAAGAUGCCGCUGGGAGCUUCAUUCCACCCUGUGGCCUUAACUGUUACAGCAAACAAGGGAGAGCAUGUGAAUAUUUCCUUCAUCAGAAUGGCAGCAAAAGAGGAAGAUGCAGUGAUCUACAAAAAUGGUUCCUUCAUUCACUCCGUGCCCAGGCACGAAGUGCCGGGCGAGCUGGAAGUCUCCUAUCCUCAUGUUCAACCACAGGAUGCAGGGGUUUACUCUGCCAGAUACAUAGGAGGAAACCUCUUUACUUCUGCUUACACAAGGCUUAUUGUAAGACGAUGUGAAGCUCAGAAAUGGGGCCCUUCCUGUAGCUCCCACUGCCCUUCCUGCAUGAACAAUGGCAUUUGUCAUGAAGAUACUGGGGAAUGCAUCUGUCCUCCAGGUUUUAUGGGAAAAACAUGUGAGAAAGCUUGUGGAGCCAAUACAUUUGGCAAAACAUGUGAAGAGAGCUGCAAAGAAAACCAUGGCUGCAAAAACUAUAUGUUCUGUCUGCCAGAUCCAUAUGGUUGUUCUUGUGCCACAGGAUGGAUGGGACUGGAAUGUGAUAAAGAGUGCAAACCUGGUUUUUAUGGGUCAGAUUGCAAACUCAGAUGUAAUUGUCACAAUCGAGGGACGUGCGACAGAUUUAAGGGCUGCGUCUGUUCCCUCGGAUGGCAUGGUCUGCAAUGUGAAAAAGAAGGUUCAGCAGAUCUUUCGCCUCAGAUAGAAAACUUAUUAGACCCUGUGGAACUCAAUUCUGGUGUCGAGUUCAAGCCUUUUUGUAUAGCUACUGGGAUGCCACUUCCUAAAUCUGAAGAAUUUAAGCUUUUGAAGCAAGAUGGAACUGUCCUAAGGCCUUCCUUAAUUGUCACCAGUAAUCGCUCUGAAGCUAUGUUUACAAUUAAUCGAGUCCAGCCCCGUGAUACAGGAACCUGGGUCUGCAGCGUGCAGACAGUAGCAGGAAUGGCUGAGAAGCCAUUUCAAGUUACAGUUAAAGUUCCUCCUGUGCCACAGUAUGCCCCACGGCUGACAGACAGUGGACAUAAUUUUCUCAUUAUUGAUAUCAAUGCUGAGUUACAUCUUGGAGAUGGACCUGUUGUGUCAACAAAACUCCUGUACAAGCCAGCAAAGCGUUAUCAGUCCUGGAUGUCUGUAGAAGUAAAAGGCACAACCAAAAGACUGGACAAUCUGGAACCUAAAACAGAGUAUCAGUUCUGUGUUCAGCUGAGUCGGCAAGGGGAAGGUGGGGAAGGCCAUCCCGGACCACAGGCUAGCUUCACAACAGCUGCACUUGGUCUUCCUCCACCAGAAGGUCUCACACUCCUUCCAAAAAGCACGACAUCGCUGAAUUUGUCAUGGCAUCCUUUAACUCUGAGGACAGAGGACGACAUUCGUGUUGAAGUGGAAAGGAAGAGCGUGAAUGACAAUGGUGACGAGAGCAGUGUUAUUACUCAAGUGCCAGGAAAUAUGUCCACACUGAUCAUUAAAGAUCUUGAGCCCAGACAGCAAUACAUGUGCAGGGUACGGGUGAACACCAGGUCCCAAGGAGAAUGGAGCAACUACCUGUAUGCGUGGACUUUCAGUGACAGAAUCCCUCCUGCACCAUACAACAUCAAGUUUUCUAACACCACUGACACAUCUUCAGUCAUCUCUUGGACAACUGCCGAGGGUCACUCCAUCUCCUCCAUCAUCAUCAGCUACAAAAUUUAUGGCAAGGCUGAGUACAACCACAUCGACAUUAUCAUUAAGAACACCACCAUUACUCAAUACCAUCUCAAGGGCCUCGAGCCAAACACUGUGUACCAGGUUCAGAUUAACGCUCAGAACAACAUCGGCUUGAGCAACCCAAACACAUCCUUUGAACUGAAGACUCUUCCAGAAACUAAAGCUCCAUAUGAAUCGAAAGGAGGCAAAAUGCUGCUUAUUGCUAUCCUUGGCUCUGCAGGGAUGACCUGCGUAACAAUUCUCCUGGCCUUUCUCAUCAUGCUGCAGUUAAAGAGAGCCAACUUCCAGCGCAGAAUGGCUCAGGCUUUCCAAAAUGUGGUGAGGGAAGAGCCAGCUGUACAGUUUAACUCGGGUACUCUCACUCUGAGCAGGAAAGCCAAAAACAGCCCAGAUCCCACCAUUUAUCCAGUUCUUGAGUGGAAUGACAUCAAAUUUCAAGAUGUGAUCGGGGAAGGUAACUUUGGACAAGUCUUGAAAGCACGAAUUAAGAAGGAUGGCUUACGCAUGGACGCUGCGAUUAAAAGGAUGAAAGAGUAUGCCUCAAAAGAUGACCACAGAGACUUUGCUGGAGAACUUGAAGUCCUUUGUAAACUUGGUCAUCAUCCCAACAUCAUAAAUCUUCUGGGAGCAUGUGAACAUCGGGGAUAUCUUUACCUUGCCAUCGAAUAUGCCCCCCACGGAAAUUUACUGGACUUCCUUCGGAAAAGCAGAGUGCUAGAGACAGACCCAGCAUUUGCCAUUGCCAACAGUACUGCAUCUACACUUUCCUCUCAGCAACUUCUCCAUUUUGCAGCAGAUGUCGCUAGAGGGAUGGACUACCUGAGCCAGAAACAGUUUAUUCAUCGAGAUUUGGCAGCAAGAAACAUCUUGGUUGGAGAAAACUAUGUUGCAAAAAUAGCUGACUUUGGCUUAUCCAGAGGUCAAGAAGUUUAUGUUAAGAAGACCAUGGGACGGCUUCCAGUGAGAUGGAUGGCAAUUGAAUCUUUGAAUUACAGUGUUUACACCACUAAUAGUGAUGUAUGGUCAUAUGGUGUCCUGUUAUGGGAAAUUGUUAGCUUAGGUGGAACACCAUAUUGUGGAAUGACAUGUGCAGAACUCUAUGAAAAAUUGCCUCAAGGGUACAGACUGGAAAAGCCUCUCAACUGUGAUGAUGAAGUGUAUGACCUAAUGAGACAGUGCUGGAGAGAGAAACCAUAUGAAAGACCAUCAUUUGCUCAGAUAUUGGUGUCACUGAACAGGAUGUUAGAAGAAAGAAAGACCUAUGUGAACACUACCCUAUACGAGAAGUUUACCUAUGCAGGCAUUGACUGCUCCGCUGAAGAAGCUGCUUAA
Messenger RNA from Cygnus atratus (black swan), 3387 nucleotides. It is a transcript of the gene TEK, whose product is annotated as TEK receptor tyrosine kinase. Gene Ontology annotation, molecular function: ATP binding; transmembrane receptor protein tyrosine kinase activity; protein binding. Gene Ontology annotation, cellular component: signaling receptor complex; plasma membrane. The coding region runs from base 1 to 3387 and encodes 1128 amino acids. The transcript has 23 exons. The record is from RefSeq and is a predicted model, not a curated record. Lineage: Eukaryota; Metazoa; Chordata; Aves; Anseriformes; Anatidae. Gene Ontology annotation, biological process: positive regulation of MAPK cascade; cell surface receptor protein tyrosine kinase signaling pathway; multicellular organism development.